UGGAAAAAUUGAGAUGUGAGAUAGUCUUGGUCGGAGAUAUUAACUUUGAUGCCUCUGCCUCCAAAUCUCCUUUCUUUUGAGUUUUGACAACCUCUCAUCUGCUCAUUUUAAUGGUGUCUGCAACAUCCUCUGGUCCUCUGCUAAAUAAUACCAGCUUCUAUGAUGUUUUUCUGAGCUUUAGAGGCCAAGAUACUCGCAACUCUUUUACCGAUCAUCUCCAUGCGACUUUAGAGCGAACAGGAAUUCGCACCUUUAGAGAUAAUGAUGAAAUCAACAGAGGUCAAGAACUCAAACCGGAAAUCGAGAGAGCAAUCAAAGAAUCCAAGGGUUCAGUGGUUGUACUGUCAGAGAACUAUGCGGAUUCCAGAUGGUGCCUUGAUGAGCUAGUGUUAAUCCUUGAACAAAGGCGGCGCUUCAAUCAUUUUGUUUUACCUGUUUUUUACCAUGUCGAACCCUCAGAUGUCAGAAACCAAAGACAUAAUUUCGCGAUUGAAGUAGACGACGGAGUAGAAGGGUCAAAAUGGACAGAGUAUAAUGUAAAUCGAUGGAAGGCAGCCCUUACAGAGGUUGCUGAUUUGACCGGUGUUGUUGUUUCUGGGCCUGAAACAGAGUCUAUCACCAAAAUUGUUGAUGCAAUCGACUCUGAACUAGAUUUGAAACUAGUUAGUACUCCAGCACAUCUAAUUGGAAUAGAAACUCGAGUUACAGGCAUCGAUUCCUGGUUGAAAAAUGAGCAAUCUGGUGAUAAUUUUCUAGCGAUUUGUGGCAUGGGAGGCAGUGGGAAGACGACACUAGCCCAAUUCAUUUAUAACUCACACAAGCCAAAAUUUGAAAGCAGCAGUUUUCUUGAAGAUAUUGGAAAGCAAUACAAACAGCCUCAUGGUUUGCUUGGGCUACAGAAACAGCUUCUCACAGACGUUUUAGGGGGAAAGAAUCAAAGAAUAUCAGGCGUGUUUGAGGGUACACGUAAGGUUGAGGAGGCCUUACAAGCAAAAAAGGUGCUUAUUGUUCUUGAUGACAUUGAUGAUCAUGACGUGUUAAAUGUUUUACUUGGAAAAAGUACGUUACAUACACAAAGCAAGAUCAUAGUAACAACUAGGCGUCUAGAUAUGCAUGCAUCGUUUUGGCCCAUAUCCAGGAGAUGCCUGUUAUACAGACUCGAAUUGAUGAAUAAUCAUGAAGCAUUAGAGCUUUUAAGUUGCCAUGCCUUCGGAUCCAAAGUUCCUAUGGAAGGUUUCAAGGAGCUCGCUAUACAGUUAGCCCAAUAUUGUGGUGGAAACCCACUGGCUCUUAAAGUACUGGGUUCGUCUCUGUUUGUUAACCCUGAAGACCCAUGUGAAAGAAGUAGCUUAAUAGAGAUUUGGAGAAGUAGAUUGAAUUCACUGAAUUCAUUGAAAGGAGAUCUUGACUUUAAAAUCCACGGUAUACUACAAAAGAGCUUCGACUCCUUGCCGAGUUCUAGUAACAAAGAGUUGUUUCUGCAUAUUGCUAUUUUCUUUGUUGGUGAAUAUGAGGAUUAUGUGGUAAAGAUAUUGGAGCAUGACUGGCAUGCAAAAUCUGGGAUCAGGGCCCUGGUUAACAGAUGCCUUCUUACUGUCUCAUCAAGUAACAAAUUAAUGAUGCAUCAACUGGUUCAAGAGAUGGGAAGAAAAAUAGUCCUUGAAGAGUCUAAAGAUCCUGCAAAACGUAGUAGAGUGUGGCAAUAUUAUGAAUCGUAUCGUAUGUUGGAAAAAGGAGAGGGAUCAGAAACAAUUGAAGGUCUGGCACUUGACAGGGCUACAUUUCCAUACCAAACUCCAACAACCUCUAAAACAGAUUCGUUUGCAAAGAUGGAUAAACUAAAAUUGCUCCGGCUCAAAUAUGUGGAACUCAUGGGGUCCUACGAGAAUUUUCCAGAAUUAAGAUGGUUGUGCUGGCAUGGAUGUUAUUUUACCAAAAUACCCUCCGGCUUAUUGAUGAGGAGCUUGGUGGCUAUAGAUAUGAGUUAUGGAAACUUGAAAACGUUUGAACCUCCCAUGGUUCUUAAUUCGUUGAAGAUUCUGAAUCUCAAAGAGUCUUGCAAACUUGUCAGUAUCCACAAACUUUCACGGCUUCCCAAUCUUGAGACUUUGAUUCUCUGGAACUGUAGCAGUCUGACUCACGUUUGUGAAACCAUUGGAGGCCUUGAGAGUCUUGCUCUAUUGGACUUUACUGGGUGUAAGAAUCUAUGGAAGGUUUCAUCGAACAGGAAUAACAUAAAUCUACUUCAAAGGCUAAAAACUUUAUGUAUUGGUGGAGGAAUUCCAAAACAGUCCUUGUUUUCCUUACCAGACUCGUUAAAGUUUUUAUUUCUCAACAACUGCGACCUUGGGAACAACAAUGAUGUUCCAUUGGUUUUUAGUGGCCAGCCAUUAUUUUACAUGAAUUUAGGCAAUAAUAUGUUUAAAAAACUUCCCAGUAACAUUAAUCUUAAAACGCUCCGGGUACUCGAAUUGACUUUUUGUCCAAAUAUUAAAUCCCUCCUUAGUCUCCCAAGUACGCUAGAAGAGUUGUAUACAUAUUGGUGCUUUUCACUGAAGAAGAUAACAUUCGAAUCACAUCGCUUUAGAUUGAGGAAAUUUAUGUAUCAAGGUUGUAGCAAAGUGUCUGAAGUUCAAGGCCUUUUCAAAUUGGUGUCGAUAGCAGAACUUGAUGAAGCAGAAUUAGGACAUAUGAAAUGGAUUAAAGCAUAUAAAGAUUGUCGAGUGGACCUCGUGGGUGAUGAGAUCAGUAGAGAUAGAAUUUGGCAUACCCCGGUGUUGUUCGAAUAUGGUAUUGUGAGCACAUUUCUGCCACACAUACAGGAUCAAAGCAUUAGAAAGUCCGAUAAUUAUAUGUCAUCAUCUCCGUUCUUAUCCUUUCAUGUGCCUUGUUGUCCUAAGAAUCGAAGAAUCCAAGGAUUAAAUGUAACCUCCUUAUAUAGACCAUCAGGUGAUGAUGAAGAUACAUGGGUUUUGUUCACCAAAAUCAGUAAUACAACCAAGGGCCUUACUUGGAUGUACAACCCUGUGGUCUCUUGCAAACCUAGAUUCGGUGAAGAUGCUGUGUGGUUAAGCUAUUGGCCAAUUGGAAACAUGUUAGACACUGGUGAUGAAGUUAGUGUGUCCGUUAUUGUGGGGAAUGGAUUAAUGGUAAGCGGGUGUAGUGCCAGCCUUGUGUACAUGGAUGGUGAAGUAGAGUUAGAAAAAGGAAAAAAUUACACGAAAGUGGAAGAAGUUAUUGGAGGAGAUUUAUCUGAAUUUGAGUUGACUACAGGAAAGUACUAUCUCUGCCGCCGUGAUUUCUUCAAGUCAACAAUCCCUGAUUGGUUAAAGAUGUUAGUUGGUGACGCCACAGGGUUAAAAGGAUGGAGAAAAUAUCGUCAGACACAGUACUUAGACGUGUCAUUUAUGGAGCUGGAAACUUUUAGACCCUACGAUUUUCCCAAUAUGGAAGUGAUUCGAACAAAAGAUAUGGAAUUUAUGGAUGAGUUUUCUUUUAAAAGGACAGCAUGGGAAGAAAUGUAUGGCGAAUAA
Lactuca virosa is the source of this 3533-nucleotide messenger RNA. The record is from the annotation of a GenBank genome assembly. NCBI's taxonomy places the organism in Eukaryota, Viridiplantae, Streptophyta, Magnoliopsida, Asterales, Asteraceae.